This is a messenger RNA of Platichthys flesus (European flounder), 2294 nucleotides long. It is a transcript of the gene cwf19l1, whose product is annotated as CWF19 like cell cycle control factor 1. The coding region runs from base 97 to 1767 and encodes 556 amino acids. Gene Ontology annotation, molecular function: RNA lariat debranching enzyme activator activity. Gene Ontology annotation, cellular component: post-mRNA release spliceosomal complex. NCBI's taxonomy places the organism in Eukaryota, Metazoa, Chordata, Actinopteri, Pleuronectiformes, Pleuronectidae. The record is from RefSeq and is a predicted model, not a curated record. Gene Ontology annotation, biological process: mRNA splicing, via spliceosome. The transcript has 14 exons.
CUGUUUUUCCCCCCGGACCCUUUUCAGUGACGGACGGAACAUUGAAGCUGCUAAAAUCCAAACAUCUGCAACGUUCGUGAGAAGCUUCUGAGGAACAUGGAGGAGAAACCGACCCGAGUUUUGGCGUGUGGAGACGUGGGGGGGCAGCUGAACGCAGUGUUCAGUCGCGUGCAGAGCAUCCAGAAGAAGGCGGGACAGUUCGAUCUGCUGUUGUGCGUCGGAGAGUUUUUCGGGACGACACCAGAGGCCGAGGCCGAGUGGCAGCUUUACAAAACCGGAGCCAAGAAAGCUCCGAUCCACACCUACGUCCUGGGAGCAGCGAGUCAGGAGACGGCCAAGAAGUUCCCCGGCGCUGACGGCUGUGAGCUGGCUGAGAACAUCACGUAUCUGGGGCGCCGUGGCGUGUUCACCGGCGUGUCCGGACUGCAGAUCGCCUACGUCAGCGGUCGGGAGGCCCCCCAGGAACCGGCCCCGGCUCACUGCUACACCGCCAAAGACCUGAUGGCUCUCGUGGCUCCGCUGACCAGCAGCUCCAAGUUCAGAGGCGUCGACAUCCUGCUGACGUCACAGUGGCCGCGAGGGGUGUGGCACUACGCUAACAACCCGGAAGUGAACACAAAGUUCUGUGGAAGCAACUCCGUCGCCAACCUCGCAGACAAGCUGAAGCCGCGGUACCACUUUGCUGCACUAGAGGGCGCUCACUACGAGAGACUCCCCUACAGGAAUCACCUCAUUCUCCAGGAGAACGCUCAGCACGUCAGCCGCUUCAUCGCCCUUGCAACCGUCAACAACCCUGCCAAAAAGAAGUAUCUUUACGCCUUCAACAUCGUCCCCAUGAAGAGCAUGGAUCCCACAGAGAUGGUGAAGCAGCCGCAGGACGUGACAGAGAACCCGUACAGACGCCCCCCCAAGGACAAGACGGAGACGUUGAAGACGGGCUUCAGCGUCGCAGAGGAGGAGGAGCCGGCCCCCCAGUUCUUCUUUGACCUGAGCAAGAGCCAGGGGGGGCCUCAUCGGGGCCGCGGCAGGAAGCGACACCUGGACGGAGACGGACGGGGACGGGGACGAGAGCAGCAGCACGAUGGAGACGGACACCAACAGCCACGAAGACACCCUCAGCCCACUGGUCCCUGCUGGUUCUGCUUGGCGAGUCCUCAGGUGGAGAAACAUCUGGUCAUCAGCAUCGGGUCACAUUGUUACUUGGCUCUGGCCAAAGGCGGCCUGACCCCCCACCACGUGCUGAUCCUGCCCAUCGGCCACUACCAGUCUGUGGUGGAGCUGAGCUCUGAGGUGGUGGAGGAGAUGGAGAAGUACAAGUCGGCCCUGACGAGUUUCUACAAGAGCAAAGGAGAGCGCUGCGUCGUGUUCGAGAGGAACUACCGGAGCCAGCACCUGCAGCUGCAGGUGGUCCCGGUGCCGCUGGACCGCUGCACCACCGACGACAUCAAGGAGGCGUUCACGGUCCAGGCUCAGGAGCAGCAGAUGGAGCUGAUGGAGAUUCCUCAACAUACCGAACUCAAACAGAUUGCUCCUCCAGGGACGCCGUACUUCUACGUGGAGUUCGACUCAGGAGAGAAACUCUUCUAUCGCAUCAGGAAAAACUUUCCUCUGCAGUUUGGAAGGGAGGUUCUGGCGAGCGAGGCGCUGCUGAACAUCCCGACCCGAGCCGACUGGAAGGAGUGUAAACAGAGUCGAGAGGAGGAGGAGGCGAGCUGCCAGCGGCUGAGAGACGACUUCAAACCGUACGACUUCGCCUGGGAGGACUAACACACACACACACACACACACACACAUUGACAUGAAAAUGCUGUUUGAACUUCUCAUCGUCCCCCAGAUGUCAAACUGUGUCUUUGAGUUUGUUUUAAACCAGAGUUUCUUUUUUUAAUGAUCAUGUUGGACGGAUGCUGCCGGUGCAGCGACAAAGGAAUUAUGAGUUUUAUUGUAAGAUCACAAAAAUCUGUUUUUUCAGAUGCAACAAAUGACUUAAGAAAACUUAUGUUCAGUCUCUUGUUUAUGGAAGUGAAGAGGAAAUAGAAAAGUUCAGUUAGGGACUAAACACAGAACCUCACUGUUGGAACAGAAUUUGUUUUUAUGUAUUUCUCACUGAACAAGUGAAUCCACCGAGUUUCUCAGUUUCUGAAACUCAGUGAAUAAACUGUCAAAACAGUUCCAACAAUAAAAGUUAAACUUUUCUACGACUUCAGUCUUUUUAACUCUGUCUGGUGAAACUGGUUUUUAAAUGGAUUUCUUGUAUUUUGUAAAUGAGCUUCAAUCAUUAAACUCUUAUUUUGAUA